CGAGCAGCGGCCCGGCACCGGCGCCUUCCCGGCGGGCAAGCAAGUCAUGGAGCUACGUGUGGGGAACAAGUACCGCCUGGGCCGGAAGAUCGGCAGCGGGUCCUUUGGAGAUAUUUACCUGGGUGCCAACAUUGCAUCUGGCGAAGAGGUGGCCAUCAAGCUCGAAUGUGUGAAGACGAAGCACCCCCAGCUGCACAUUGAGAGCAAGUUCUACAAGAUGAUGCAGGGAGGAGUGGGGAUCCCCUCCAUCAAGUGGUGUGGGGCCGAGGGCGACUACAAUGUCAUGGUCAUGGAGCUGCUGGGGCCCAGCCUCGAAGACCUCUUCAACUUCUGCUCCCGCAAGUUCAGCCUCAAGACGGUGCUGCUCCUGGCCGACCAGAUGAUCAGCCGCAUUGAGUACAUUCACUCCAAGAAUUUCAUUCACCGAGACGUCAAGCCUGACAACUUCCUCAUGGGGCUGGGGAAGAAGGGCAACCUGGUGUACAUCAUCGACUUUGGCCUGGCUAAGAAGUACCGGGAUGCCCGCACCCACCAGCACAUUCCCUACCGGGAAAACAAGAACCUGACUGGCACUGCCCGCUACGCCUCCAUCAACACCCACCUGGGCAUUGAGCAAAGCCGCCGAGAUGACCUGGAGAGCCUGGGCUAUGUGCUCAUGUACUUCAACUUGGGCUCCCUGCCCUGGCAGGGCCUCAAAGCGGCCACCAAGCGCCAGAAGUAUGAGCGGAUCAGUGAGAAGAAAAUGUCAACGCCCAUUGAGGUCCUGUGCAAAGGCUACCCCUCUGAGUUCUCAACAUACCUCAACUUCUGCCGCUCCCUGCGGUUCGAUGACAAGCCUGACUACUCCUACCUGCGCCAGCUCUUCCGCAACCUCUUCCACCGGCAGGGCUUCUCCUACGAUUACGUCUUUGACUGGAACAUGCUUAAAUUCGGUGCAGCCCGGAACCCCGAGGACAUGGACAGGGAGCGGCGAGAACACGAGCGCGAGGAGAGGAUGGGGCAGCUGCGGGGGUCCGCGACCCGGGCCCUGCCCCCCGGUCCCCCCACGGGGGCCACUGCCAACCGGCUCCGCAGCGCCGCCGAGCCUGUGGCUUCCACCCCAGCCUCCCGCAUCCAGCAAGCUGGCAACACUUCUCCCAGAGCGAUCUCACGGGUCGACAGGGAGAGGAAGGUGAGCCUACGGCUGCACCGGGGGGCGCCCGCCAACGUCUCGUCCUCCGACCUCACUGGGCGGCAGGAGGUGUCCCGGAUUUCAGCCUCACAGACAAGCGUGCCAUUUGACCAUCUGGGGAAGUGAGGAGGAGCCACCACCAGACCAGUGUUUGCUUAGUGUCUUCACUGUAUUUUCUUU
Messenger RNA from Orycteropus afer afer, 1351 nucleotides. Its product is annotated as casein kinase I. Lineage: Eukaryota; Metazoa; Chordata; Mammalia; Tubulidentata; Orycteropodidae. The record is from RefSeq and is a predicted model, not a curated record. Gene Ontology annotation, molecular function: protein serine/threonine kinase activity; ATP binding. Gene Ontology annotation, biological process: signal transduction; peptidyl-serine phosphorylation; endocytosis. Gene Ontology annotation, cellular component: cytoplasm; nucleus.